AUUUCAUUUUUUAUGUAUAUAUUUUUUAAUCUCUCAUAAAGCUUCCAAAUAAACGUUGUCAUCACCACCACCUUUACAUAGGGCCAUCCUUUAGUGGUUAGAUUGGUUCGUAUAUUACUUCUGGGGUGUUCCACUCCUCCAUGGUUUUCUAAAAACCUGAUCAUCAAUUUUACGGUUUUUUUUUUCUUUUUUUUUUUUUUUUGGGUGUUAAAUGGAGGAGGACAAAGAAGCUCAAGAUGAAAGCUCUUAUCUUCAAAACCAGGAGAUAUCAGAAAGGGUAAUGAUUGUUGUGGAUAAAUAAUGCGAAAUCUGAUCUGGGUUUUUGCUGGAAAGAAGAGAAAGAUUUUCUCAACCACAGAUUAGAAUUGGCCUAGGAAGGAAUAUAUAUAUAUAUUUUUUUUUCAUAACUAAAAUCCAAUGGAGGCACAAGAUGUGGCUCAGCCGCAGACACCAACGGCUCAGCCACCGACACCAACAGCUCAGCCGCAGACGCCAACCGCUCCUCGGAAAAAGAUGACGAAACAGCUGACCGGAAAACGUGAUGAUACUCCUCUGCAUUCGGCGGCAAGAGCCGGAAACAUCGCCGUCGCCACGGAAAUCCUUACGGGCACGAAAGAAGGAGAAUUGGAGGAACUAUUGGCGAAGCAAAACCAGUCUGGGGAAACCGCCCUCUAUGUUGCAGCUGAAUAUGGCUAUGUUGAUUUGGUGAGGCAGAUGAUACAGUAUUAUAAUCUCGCCGACGCCGGAAUCAAAGCAAGAAAUGGAUUUGAUGCAUUCCACAUUGCUGCCAAACAGGGCGAUAUAGAUGUGCUAAAGGCCCUCAUGGAGGUUCAUCCGGAAUUGGCCAUGACGGUUGACUCAUCGAACACAACGGCUUUACACACGGCGGCGACGCAAGGCCAUACCGAGAUAGUGAAAUUCUUAAUGGAAGCGGGAAGCAGUUUGGCAACGAUUGCGAAAAGCAACGGGAAGACCGCUUUGCAUUCCGCCGCAAGAAAUGGGCAUUUGGAGGUUGUGAAAGCACUGUUAGAAAAGGAACCAAGUAUUGCCACAAGGACUGAUAAGAAGGGCCAAACAGCCCUUCAAAUGGCAGCCAAAGGACAGGGUCUUGAGGUUGUUGAGGAGUUGAUUAAGGCAGAUCCUUCUUGCAUUAACAUGGUUGAUAAUAAAGGAAACACAGCAUUGCAUAUAGCUUCCCGGAAGGGUAGGGCUCAGAUAGUGAAGAUGCUACUGGCACACAAUGGGACCGACACGAAAGCUGUGAACAGGUCCGGUGAGACGGCCAUCGACACGGCCGAGAAAACCGAGAACCCGAACAUCUCUGUCAUCCUGCAAGAGCAUGGUGUCCAGAGCGCCAAAACCAUCAAGCCACAGGGGACGAGCACAGCCCGGGAAUUAAAGCAAACGGUUAGUGACAUAAAGCAUGAAGUCCAUUACCAGCUUGAACACACCCGGCAGACAAGGAGACGAGUCCAAGGCAUUGCCAAACGCAUCAACAAAAUGCACGCAGAAGGUCUCAACAACGCGAUAAACUCUACAACCGUCGUGGCUGUCCUCAUUGCUACGGUGGCUUUUGCGGCCAUCUUCACCGUCCCAGGCCAAUACGUGGACGACCCCAAAGACAUCUCUCCAGGACACUCACUUGGAGAAGCCAACAUAGCUCCGCAAGCUUCAUUCAUCAUCUUCUUUGUGUUCGACUCGAUUGCCCUCUUCAUUUCUCUGGCCGUGGUGGUUGUGCAAACGUCGGUGGUGGUUAUAGAGAGCAAGGCAAAGAAGCAAAUGAUGGCGAUCAUUAACAAGCUAAUGUGGUUGGCUUGCGUGCUUAUUUCGGUGGCGUUCUUGGCGUUGUCGUUUGUGGUGGUGGGGAGUCGUGAGAAGUGGCUUGCAAUAGGGGUAACCAUCAUAGGAACGACAAUAAUGGCGACGACAUUGGGAACAAUGUGUUAUUGGGUAAUCAGGCAUCGAAUCGAGGCAUCGAAUAUGAGAAGCAUUAGAAAAUCCUCCAUGGGAAGUAGAUCAAGGUCUUGGUCUUUGUCUGUGAUGUCGGAUUCGGAGAUACUGAACAGUGAGUACAAGAAAAUGUAUGCAAUUUGAAAAGAAAAAAGAAAGAGGUCUUUUUAUUUCCAAUUAUGCCAAGAUUGAGUUUUUUUGCAUAUUGGCGUAAAAAAGGGAUCAUAUAUAGCCCCCUCUUUUUAUUUUUUGGUUCUGCUCUAAAAAGUUUUGGAGAAUGUUUGUAUGAAAGAGCAGAGAAAUGUGAAAAAGACAAAAAAGAAUUUCAAACAGAUUAAACAUGUUCAGAUUAUGUAUCAUAUUCAAUCAAUCCGAGUAUGAUCUUCUUCUUGGCC
Ziziphus jujuba (common jujube) is the source of this 2345-nucleotide messenger RNA. RefSeq names its product ankyrin repeat-containing protein At5g02620. Lineage: Eukaryota; Viridiplantae; Streptophyta; Magnoliopsida; Rosales; Rhamnaceae. The transcript is spliced from 5 exons. Gene Ontology annotation, molecular function: protein phosphatase regulator activity; protein phosphatase 1 binding. Gene Ontology annotation, cellular component: plasma membrane. The record is from RefSeq and is a predicted model, not a curated record. Bases 418 to 2094 code for a protein of 558 amino acids.